GCUCAGGCAGGCUCCCACCCGCGGAUCACGCGCCGCUGCCAAACCGCCUCUGCUUCACACACAAGUUUUCCCCCGGGCGUUUGACUCCCGCGCGCCGCGCCGAGAGCGAGGGGGUUCUAGCCGUUUCCUCCUACUCCUCCUCAGUGGAACGGCAGCGCCCGGUUCUCGGGCCUGGCUGAUUGCUCCCUUCCCCUCCCCUUUCCCUGGCGCGCGGCGCGGAUGGGCUGCAAGGGGUCCAAGCACGCGCUGCGCGGGGGCGGCGGGGCGCCGCCGGAGCCGCGGAGGCGCUCGGGCCGCCUGCCGCCGUGGCACUCCGUCGCGCUGCGCUCGGCCGCGCGCGGGACGCUCAGCCUCGACCGCGCCGCGGCGGCGGCGGCGGGCCUCGUGUCCCUCGACGCCGGCGCCGGCGGCGGGGUCGAGGGGAUGAUGAAGGCCGGCAACGACGCCGAUGGCGUGGGGAAGCUGCUCGGGCCGUCGCGGUCGUUCGCCGGGUGGCGCCCGGCGACGCCGCUGGCCGUGGCUGCGCCGCCCAAGCGGCAGAAGAGGGCGGUCGUGGCGGCGGCGCCGCGGACGCCCAACAAGACGCCGGUGCGCGAGCCCCCCGAGGAGAUCAACGUGUGGGAGCUCAUGAAGGGGCUCGACGACGACGACGACGACGGUGAUGAUCAAGAGGAGGAUGGCGAUCGCGCCCACUGCGAGGAGCGGAAGGCGCGGUCGGCGCCCGGGUCGCCGGUGUUCGAUCCGGAAAUCCUGGACGCGUUCCGGAAGGCGCUCGACGAGCUGACGCCCGACGAGCCUCUGCCUGACUCCGUCAAACGCGUCGGCGGCGACGUCGAGAAGCGCGAGAUUCAGAUGUUCCCGGGCAUCGUGCGCGCGCGGGUCAGCGCGCUGCAGGAGAAGAUCAACGCCAAGUCGAAGCUACCCAAGAAGGCCUCGCCGCCGCCGGAGAGCGCGGGCCGGGCCGUGGUGUACCUUACCAGCCUCCGCGGGAUCCGGCAGACGUACGAGGACUGCUGGUCCACGAGCGCCGUCCUGCGCGGCUACGGCGUGCGCGCCGACGAGCGCGACCUGUCGAUGCACGCCGGGUUCAAGGACGAGCUCCGCGCCGCGCUCGGCGGGGGCGCCGGGCCGCCGCCGCUCCCGCAGGUGUUCGCGGACGGCCGGCACCUGGGCGGCGCCGAGGAGGUCCGGCGCCUGCACGAGGCCGGGGAGCUGGCGGCGGCGCUCGGGGCCUGCGACCCGGCGCCGCGCGCCGGCAAGGGUGGCGACGCCGAGGCGGCAGAGACCUGCGGCUGCUGCGGCGGGGUGCGGUUCGUGCCGUGCGACGCUUGCUCCGGCAGCUGCAAGGUGUUCGCGGCGGAGGACGACGGCGCCGGCGCGUUCAGGCGGUGCCCCGAGUGCAACGAGAACGGGCUGGUGAGAUGCCCCGUCUGCUAGCGGCGCUGCGCAAUUUCCUUCCUCUUGAGUUCGUGUGGAAUUUUGGUGAGCCCUGUUGUUCAAUGCGUUUGUUCCCCGAUCGUGAACGUGAUCGACGACCACUUGUCUAUAGAUGAAAGAAUUGAGA
Molecule: messenger RNA, 1564 nt
Organism: Panicum virgatum (switchgrass)
Lineage: Eukaryota; Viridiplantae; Streptophyta; Magnoliopsida; Poales; Poaceae
Exons: 1
Coding region: 220-1437 (405 amino acids)
Source: RefSeq, a predicted model, not a curated record